CAAUGCGCCAAAUGAACGCAAAUGCGCGACGCUCCAGCGGGCUAACACGAUUUGGGAUUUGUUAUUUUUUUUUUCUGCUAGCGUGAAAUGUUCCGUUUUCCUGGAAAAGCUCCAAACCUCCGAUAAAUAAAUGAACCAAUCAAUAUCUGCGCUUAAUAUUGGACCUCCGUGGAUUCGUCCAGCACAUUUUUUUCUUCGCUGCAGACGAACUGAUCAAGAGAAGUGCUUCACAAGGACAAAAGUAUUGGGACACAGAACGACAUAAUCAUGGCCAAAAGUAUUGAGAUGGCUACGGGACGGACAAAUGUUUCGGGACACCGACAGGAAGUAGAACAAGUAGAUGGACAAACGUAUUAAGAACCCUACAGGAAAUGGGGGAAGGAAAAAAAAAAUAUAUCAUAUCUGAACGACGCCUGGAUGGCCAAAAGUAUUGGGACACACACACAGGAAGUGGAAAGUGCACGGGCACCUCAGUGACAUUUGGGGCGUGGCCUAGUGAGUGGCAUCAGGAGCUGGAAUCCGAUUGGUCUAGCUGAGCCAUGUCUCUGAGAAGCGAGGGGUUGCGACGGCGGCCCGGCGGCCCGUCUUUCUGCUCUCUUCUUUGGCGACCGCUCAUCUACUUGCCCGUGGUCCUGGUCCUGCUUCGUACCCCCGUCGCCGUCCUCGGGGCACUGGAGCUGCAGUUGGACGAGGAGCAGCCGGCGGGCACCAUCGUCGGCGACAUCAGCGCCGGGUUGCCGCCCGGCGAGUCCGCCAGCCUCUACUUCAUCUCGGACCACGAGGGCACGGGCGUCGGAGGAGACCUAAACAUCGACGAGACCACCGGGAUCAUCGCCACGGCGCGCCGCCUGGACCGCGAGCGCAGGGAUCACUACAGCUUCAUCGCCGUCACCAUGACGGGCAUCACCAUCCAGGUGGCCGUCACCGUCAAUGACAUCAACGACCACGCACCCGAGUUCCCCAAAAGCAAAGCGCUUCUCAGGAUCCCCGAGCACACGGCAGCGGGGACCCGGUUUUCCUUGGAUCCGGCCAGCGAUGCCGACAAGGACCAGUUCACCACUCAAGGGUACGCCAUCCGGGAGGGGAACGUGGGCCAGGUGUUCCGUCUGGAGACCAAGAGGGCGGCCAAUAAGGCGCUGUAUCUGGACCUGGUCGUCAACGGACUCCUGGACCGGGAAAAACGCUCGAGUUACACCCUGGUCUUGGAGGCCUUUGACGGGGGCUCGCCCAGGAGGGUGGGCUCCAUGACUCUGGAGGUGGGCGUGACCGACGUCAACGACCACGCGCCGGUUUUCAACCAGAGCCGAUACCACGCCAUCAUUUCAGAGAGUCUCCCUCAAGGAAGCAGCAUCCUACAGGUCUUCGCCACAGACCAGGACGAGGGUGACAACGGCCUGGUCCUCUAUGAAAUCAACCGACGGCAAAGCGACCCCGAGCGCUACUUCGUCAUGGACCUCAAGUCUGGAGUGAUCACGUUGAACAGACCGCUGGACUACGAGCUCAAGAGAGUGCACGAGCUGGUGGUCCAGGCCAGGGACAACGCAAGCCAUCCGGAGGUGACCAACGCUUUCGUGACCAUUCACGUGCGCGACUACAACGACAACCAGCCCACCAUGACGAUCAUCUUCCUGAGCGAGGACGGCUCCCCGAGGAUCUCUGAGGGCGCCCAGCCGGGCCAGUACGUGGCCCGCAUCUCCGUCACCGACCCGGACUACGGCGAGUACGCCAACGUCAACGUGUCGCUGGAAGGCGGCGACGGAAAGUUUGCGCUGACCACCAAGGACAGCAUCAUCUACCUGAUCUACGUGGACCAGGUUCUGGACCGAGAGGAGCGCGACUCUUACGACCUCCGGGUGAUGGCCACCGACUCAGGUACGCCCCCCCUCAGGGCGGAGUCUUCUUUCACCAUCCGGGUGACAGACGUGAACGACAACCCGCCUCUGUUUGACCAGCGGGCCUACAGACAGACCAUCCCUGAAGUGGUCUACCCAGGAUCGUUUGUUCUUCAAGUCACCGCCCGGGACAAGGACCAGGGUCCCAACGGGGAAAUCCACUACAGCCUCUUGAAGGGCGAGAACUCCCACUCGGACUGGUUCUCCGUGGACCCGGUGACGGGGAUCAUCACCACGGCCGCCGCCCUGGAUUUCGAGUCGGAGCCUUCGCCCAGCGUGACCGUGGUGGCGACGGACGGCGGGCGGCCGCCACUGUCGUCCACGGCUCGGGUGGAUGUGGUGCUGGAGGACGCCAACGACAACGUGCCCGUCUUCUCCAGAAGCUUCUACAACGCCACCAUCGAGGAGAAUACCCCCGCCGGGACCUGCUUCCUCCAGGUGUCCGCCACGGACGGCGACCGCGGUUCCUUCGGCGGCGUGUCGUACGCGCUGGCUCCCUCUGGCGGUGCGGCGGCCGCUUACUUCAUCGUCGACGAGGAGAGCGGGCAGCUGUGCACCAGCGCGGUCGUGGACCGCGACGAAGGGCUGGACGCGUUCGAGCUGAAGAUCACCGCGACUGACGGGGGUGGCCUGAGCUCGGCGGCCCGGGUGAGAGUGUCGGUGGGCGACGUCAACGACAACAGGCCCGCCUUUUACCCGGUUCUCUACACGGUCAGCCUGAGUGCCCACAGUGCCCCCGGAACCUCUGUCGUCAGGGUGACGGCCCGCGAUCCGGACGCCGGGCAGAACGGCCGGGUGACGUACCGAGCGACACCUGGGGGAAGUUCUGCCUUCUUCACCCUCAACAAGGAUACAGGUGUGAUAUCCCUUUCGCGCUCGCUCCACGGCAAAGCCAACUCGAUCAUCUCCAUGGUGAUAUCGGCCGAGGACGGUGGUGGCCUGACUGCCCCGGUGGACGCUAGGGUGAACGUGAGCGUGGUGGGGGGUUCCAUAUCGUCGCCUGUGUUCGAGCAGCCGCAGUACUUCUUCACCGUGUCCGAGGACGUUCUCCGGGGCACGGCGGUGGGCGUGGUCCGCGCUGCGACUAAGACUGCUCUUUCCAAAGACAUCUUCUACUCCAUCUCUUCCGGAGAUCCCGAUGGUUAUUUCACUGUGGACAGUGCAACCGGAACCAUCCGCACCGCCCUUCCCCUGGACCAUGAAACCUUCCCAAGACUGGACCUAGAGAUCCAGGCACGCUUCGGCUCCCCUCCCGCUUUUGGGACCAGUCGUGUGCGCAUAUCAGUCUCGGACAUCAACGACAAUGCACCCGUCUUCCUGCCCUCUUCAUCUGAGUCCCUGCUCCUGCCCGAGGUCACCAAGAUGGGAACGAUCAUCUACCACAUUCAGGCCUCAGACAAGGACUCUGGUCAUAACGGUCAGCUGAGCUUCGACUUGGUGUCAGCCGGAGUUGCGGGCAGCGGCGGCCAGAGGACGUUCGGCGUGGAUCGAGGCAGCGGGGAGGUGCGUCUGAUAGGCGGUCUGUCCUAUGAGACCAUCCCCCGCUAUGACCUUCAGGUGGUGGCCAAAGAUGGCGGAGCACCUCAGCUGAGCUCCACCUUCACCCUGGUGGUUCACAUACAGGUGCAGGACGCUCAGGGCCCCCACUUUGACACUCUGACAUAUCGCGUGGAGCUUCGAGAGAAUGUGCCUCUCAACACACGCUUCCUCCAGGUUCGAGCUCUUAACAAAGACACCUCUGGGAACGGCGGAAGCGCUUCCUCAUCUCCCGACAUUUCGUACCGGCUCCGGCCUGACGGGGAUGCAGCUGGCUUUGGCAUCAUGCCUGAUAGUGGUUGGCUGUUUGUGCGAAGUUCUCUGGACCGGGAAGUCAAGGACAUGUACCUGCUGACCGUUGUGGCCACCUCGGGCCAAAGCGGGACAGGAAGGACUGGCAGCGCCACCGUCAGGGUAACAGUGACGGACGAAAACGACAACUCCCCCAAGCUCAGCCAGGACAGGGUGUUCCUGGCAGUACGGGAGAACCUGCUGGCGGGGACGGGCUUUGGUAGGGUAUCGGCGAUGGACCGAGAUGCAGGACUGAAUGCACGACUUACCUACAGGCUGCUGCACGCUGAUAGACACUUUCAGAUUAACGCGCAGACAGGGGAAAUCAGCACUCGCCAGCCAUUGGACAGGGAGCAGCAGUCUAGCUUCCAGUUGGUGGUGGUGGUCCAAGACAGUGGCACGCCUCCCCGAACCGCCACCGGGACCGCUCACGUCAGCGUGCUGGACGAAAACGACCACGCUCCCAGUUUCAGCCAUGCCCGACCCAACCGAGAACUGAUCUUCCAGGUGGAUGAGGGGCUUCCGUCUGGUACUGUCCUAGGUACGGUGUCCGCCAAGGACCCGGAUGAGGGUGAAAACAGCACCAUCUACUACUCUUUAGCAGGCUCCAGAGUGGAGCGCUUCUCCCUGAAUGCUGCCACCGGGGAGCUCCGAACCGCCGCCCCGCUGAGGUGGGCAGAACGUGCAGAGUACGCCUUGACCGUGACCGCUGCCGACCACGGAACGCCGAGCCUCAGCUCUGCCUGCCAGCUGCGGAUACAAGUUCUGAGCUCCGCCAAGUCGUCCCCGAAGCCCAACGUGCUGUCUAUGACGCUGAACGUUGUAGAAGGAGCUCUUCCAGGUUCCGUGGUGGGCUCAGUACACCUGCCAGAAGCUGCCAGCCCGGAUGGCCAGGUCACGUACCUGGUGGUGGGCGGGACGGACAGAGACGGGACCUUCAUGGUGGACCGCUUGAAGGGCGACGUGUACCUGCUGCAGGAGCUGGACUACGAGAAGGGUUCAGAGUACACGCUGCACGUGGAGGUGUCCGACUUCUUCCGGGCCUUUCCAAGCAGCCACCUCGUGAAACUGAGCAUCCAGGUGCAGGACAGCAAUGACCAUUCCCCACAGUUCACAGAAGAUCCCGUGACCAUCGUCGUCCCUGAGAACCUCCAACCGGGAGCUUCCAUUUACACCGUUCAGGCUGUGGACAAGGACGGCAGCGGUCCCAACAGCGAGCUGCGCUACUCCAUGGAGUACCACUGGCCGGACCAGGCUGACCUCCUUAUAUUGGACACAGUCAGUGGUGUCCUCACCCUGGGGGAGACGUUGGACCGCGAAACCACUCCGUCUCUUCACCUGGUGGUCCGAGCCACCGACCAAGCGGCGGACCCCUUGCAGAGGCGCUGGGGUUCGAUCACAGUGCAACUGUUUGUCACCGACCAAAACGACAACGCACCGGUCUUCAACUCGCCGGCGGCCGUCAGCGUGAUGGAGGAUCAGCCCGUCGGCUUUGUGAUUUUGUAUGUGAUGGCUCAGGAUGAGGACGAAGGGGAAAAUGGCCUAGUGUCGUACAGAAUCCAGACGGGAAACAGUGCUGGUCACUUCAGUCUGAACCCAAACACCGGCUCUCUGUCCAUCCUGAAAGCUCUGGACCGAGAGGAGCAGGAGGUCUUCAACUUGACGGUGGUGGCGGAGGAUGGGGGUACGCCUUCGCUCUCCACCUCCCAGUUUCUCCGCGUGCAGGUGAUGGACAUCAACGAUGAGGUUCCGGUGUUCCAGAAGGCCGAGUUUGAGAGCCAGGUUCUGGAGAACCAGGGGCCUGGCACCACAGUGCUUACAGUGGUGGCCACCGAUAGAGAUCAAGGGUCCAAUGGGCACGUGACGUUUGGGGGGGUGACGGAGGAAGGUUUUGUCAUCAACCCAUCAACCGGCGUCAUCACUACAACCAAAGAGCUGGACAAGGAGCUUCGGGAUCACUACAUUCUCACCGUGUACGCCCGGGACAGAGGUCUGCCCCCCAACUUCGCCAAGGCGACAGUGCGGGUGGAGGUUGAGGACGUGAACGACAACGCUCCGGUCUUCGCCCAGCCGUGGUACGGACUGGAGGUGCCCGAGAACCAUGCCGCCGUGGAGCUGUGUUUCCUCAAGGCCACGGACCCGGACUCUGGUGCCGGCGGGGAGCUGGAGUACAGGAUUACCGCCGGAGACCCGGACGGGGAUUUCCGCCUCCACGCCAGCACGGGAGCCUUGUCCACCCAACGGGGCCUGGACAGGGAGACCAAAGCCGAGUACACCCUGGAGGUGACGGCCACGGACAGAGGCGGCCCGGCUCUCAGCACCGUGGUCACGGUGAAGAUCCGAGUGCUGGACGUCAACGACAACAAUCCCGUUUUUGGCAGGAGCAGCUACAAUGCAGAUGUUUCGGAGGAUGCCGCUGAGGGAUCACAAGUCCUGAUGGUGUCAGCAACAGAUGCAGACGAUGACGUAAACGGGAAAGUUGUGUACUUCCUCAGCCACGAGGCUCACGGAGCGUUCGCGGUGGACGAGCAAACUGGCCGCAUCACCACGUCGGCACCUCUGGACCGCGAAAAGCAAGCGUCGUACAGCUUCCAGGUGUUUGCCGCAGACCUUUCCCCGGCGUCGCCCAGGAACUCCUCCGCGCAGGUGACCAUCACCAUCACGGAUGUCAACGACAACACGCCCGUCUUUGUCCAGGACCCGUUGGUCAUCGAGGUGUCCAGCAGGAGGUCCCAACGGGUUCUGGCCACCAUGAAGGCAGAGGACAAGGACUUUGGAGCUAACGGCUCUGUGUUUUAUCGCUUUGCCGCCCCGGUGAAGGGCUUCAGCAUCAACUCUCUGACUGGGCAGAUCCAGGCUACGGAGCCUAUGGACACUCUGUCCCAGGCCCAGAGGACCCUCAUCGUGGAGGCCAUGGACCAGGGUACCCCGGCUCAGUCAGCACAGGGGGUGGUGGUGAUCUACGUGAAGGAGGUGGAGUACCAUGGCAUUCGAUUCCCCAGGAACGCCAGAGACGUCAGCAUACAGGAGAACGCGGCUAAAGGCACAGCUGUGGCUCAGGCUCAGGCCCAGUUUCCAGAUGGAAACCGCAAGGGGAUCAGCUACAGCAUCUUCAGUGGGAACAGACAGCAGGCCUUCAGGAUCAGCUCGUCCACAGGUGAAAUCUGGGUGCAGAGCUCCAAGGGUCUGGACUUUGAGGACACACCCAGGUUGCGUCUGGUGGUCAAGGCUGAGACGGUGUCCUCGACCUCCUUCACCAGUAUCAACUUGAUGCUGCAGGACGUCAACGACAACCUGCCUCGCUUCCAGCUACAAAACUAUGUGGUGUACAUGAAGGAGGCACGGGGAUAUGAAACACCGAUCAUACAGGUUGUGGCCCAGGACGUGGACCAGGGCCAGAAUGGUCAGGUGACCUACUCCAUUCAGUCGUCGGGUAUGAGCGGCUUGUUCAAGAUCGAUCCCAUGACGGGAAGCAUCACCACGACAGCUAUCAUGGACCGCGAGAUCUUUACCCAGACCAAGCUGGUAAUCACAGCAACUGAUAGGGGAAGUCCAAGACUAGCAGGUUCCGCGACUCUGACCGUAAUCAUCGUGGACCAGAAUGACAACAGUCCUACUAUACCAUUGCCACAAGAAAUCCGCAUCUCAGAGAACACAUUAAUCGGCACAGAGAUCACCCUGGUGACAGGCAACGACGUAGACUCCGGUCCCGCCCUGGCCUACACCUUGCACCUGGACCCGAGCUCCGUGGGCAAGUUUGGGAUCCACCGCUACACCGGAGGCGUUUCCCUCACCGCCCCGCUGGAUUUUGAGGAGAAGACGUGGUACACGGUGACCGUCAGAGCCACCGACAGCCAGCACCACACCGAGGCCAACAUCACCAUCCUGGUAGAGGACGUCAAUGACAAUGUACCGGCCUUCACCCAGGACCUCUAUCAGGUGACCCUACCCGAGCACACGCCAGCUGGGAGUGUGGUCGUCACGGUAACAGCAACCGACAGGGACUCUGGAGAGAACGGAAGGAUCACCUACAGUGUGAUGUCGUCCACUCAGGAGGGCUUCUACAUUGAUCCCAACAAUGGAACUUUGUUCAUCAGCCACCGAGCGGAGUUUGACCCCGAACGGCCUUCCGUCAAUGUGGUCAUUGAAGCUCGCGAUGGAGGUUCGCCAGCGCAUUCUGCUCUCGCCACCGUCCAGGUUCAAAUCACUGACGUCAACGAUAAUGUGCCCGUGUUCCACCAAUCAGAAUACAGGGCGACGGUUUCAGAGGACACCAUCCCAGGGGUGACAGUCUUGACAUUCGAGGCCUUUGACAGCGACCUCUCCCGGGAAAACUGCGGCUUCGACUUUGCUAUCGCCAAUGGCAACGAGGGCAAUGCCUUCCAGAUCGAAAGCAGCGUGCGCUUCCUGGAGGACCGGGGCUUCCAAACCGUGGGGACGCUUCUCUUGGCCGAGGGUCUUGAUUUCGAAGCCAAGCCGCUGUAUAACCUCACCGUGGUGGUGUCGGACCGUGGCAUCCCCCAGAGGAGCUCCAGCGUGGCGGCCGUGAUUAUGAUCGGCGAUGUAAAUGACAACCCGCCGGCUUUCAGUAGGGCGGAAUAUGCUGUGGCAUUGAGCGAGGGUGCUGCUGUCGGGACCGAGAUCAUACGAUUAACUGCAACAGAUCCAGACUCAACAGCCAACGCGGAGGUCCAGUAUGCAAUCAGCUCCGGGGAUGAGGUUAACCUAUUCACCGUGGACCAGUGGACCGGAGCCUUGCGGCUUCAGCAGGCAUUGGACCGCGAGCACCGGUCUACUCACACAGUUGUCGUCCAAGCCACAGACGGUCAAGGACAUUUCGCCCUGGUUCCCGUGUUUGUCGAGGUAAAAGACAUGAACGACAAUCAUCCUUUCUUCCCUGUGGAAGUCCUGACUGUAAGCAUCAGAGAGAACCAACCGGCGAAUUCCGCCGUGACCGUUCUCCACGCUAUAGACCACGACACAGGAGUCUUCGGCCAGCUAAGGUACUUCAUGUUAGAGCGGUCACCCGCGGGAAAGGACUUCUUCGUGGAUUCUUCCACUGGAGAGAUCAGGAGCAGAAACCCCUUUGACUUUGAGAAGAUCAAUUCAUUUAACUUUGUCGCACUGGCGGUUGAUGCAGGAAACCACUCUGCCACAGUGACGGUGCAGGUCUUUGUCACAGGCGAGGAUGAGUACGAUCCGCUUUUCACAUCCUCCGAGUUCUCCUUUGAGGUCCCAGAGGACGCCAGGAAAGGCCAGAGCAUCGGCCAAGUCCAGGCCCAUGACGAGGAUGGGGGCGUAGACGGGAUCGUCCUCUACUCCUUCCCCACGAGCUCUCCGUACUUUGAGGUCAACAAAACCACCGGUGUGGUUUUCCUCAAGCUGGACAGCGGUCACAGCAGCAACAGCGGAUCGGGUCGAGCCAAAAGGGAAACCAGGCUGAUUACUCUGGACGUGAGCGCUCACAGUCCUCUAGAUGCAUCUCGCCAUGCCACGGCGCACAUCUCCAUUGACGUAACCAACACAGGUUUUGGCCUGUCCCCCGACGUUAAUAUCCUGCUGAUUAUCAUUAUCGCCGUGUCGCUUGGGGUGAUCGUUCUGCUCGUUGUCACGGCGGUGGUGGUGUUUCUGGUGAAGUCGCGCAGGAGGAAGAAAGCCCAGAAUGCUACAAACAGAAACGUGGCCUCAGGUACCGCUCUGAAGAAUCUGGACAACUGCAGUUCCGGACAAGGAGGGGAAAGAAUCUACCACCAGGCCUUGCCAGGCUAUGUUGGAGACCAGACGGGUGGAGGUGGGGGUCCGUACACAAGAGGUGGGUCUCUGGAUCCGUCUCACUCUAGUGGGAGAGGAUCUGCUGAGGCAGCAGAGGAUGACGAAAUCAGGAUGAUAAACGAGUACCCUCGCGUGGCCUCCAUCAGCUCGUCCAUGCAGGAACACAUCUCCGCCAGAGGACCAGACUCUGGGAUUCAGCAGGACGCCGACCAGCUCUCCGACGUCUCCUGUGAACCAGCGGCUUUGGAAGGGAGCACUUGGUUCAAGGGCAAAAAACUGGGCGGCAGUCUUAGCGGGACUUUGCUCUCUGGGCAGCUCCCGGUCUUCAGGGACGAGGGAGGGGGGUUCCUUGGAGUUGGCCGGGGCCUCAAUAUUUCCCUUCCCAAGGAUUACGCCUUCCCUGAGGAUGGUAAACCAUCCGUGGGCGGUUCUCUCACAGCUAUAGUGGCCAGUGAUGAGGAACUCCGCGGCAGCUACAACUGGGACUACCUGCUCAACUGGUGUCCCCAGUUCCAACCCCUGGCCAAUGUCUUCACAGAAAUUGCCAGACUGAAAGACGAGACGGCCCAGCAGAACCCCAACCCGCGCCAGCCUUUCCAACCCAAGCCUAAAAUGGACCCCAAACCCAGAAUCGACCCGCCGCCACUCAUCACAUCUGUCGCCCACCCUGGGGCCAUGUCGGUGCCACCCAAGGUCCCUGUGAUCGGACGGACGUUCCCUCACCUGGCGUCGCUCCGACGGUCCCCCAUCAGUCAUGAGGGUUCCAUUUGCUCAGCGGCCAUGUCGCCCAGCUUUUCGCCCUCGCUUUCCCCGUUGGCGGCGCGCUCACCUGCCGUCUCCCCGUUCGGUGUCAACCAGGGGCCCUCUGCGUCCAUGAUUAGCACCCGGGAGCCCUCGCUGGACCGGAGUCCGGAUCAUGAGAUGAGAAUAUGAGGGCUUCGAAAGAGGACCAUUUCGCAUACUUCUGCGUUUUUGACACUUAAUUCCAUGGACUGGCACUCAGCGUGGUGACUGGACCACCCUUUGUGGUGUCUACAGCAGGGGUUCUCAAACCUUUUAGGUCCAGGGACCACUUACAGGGGAGAAAGAUUUCCAAGGACAACCCUAAAUAUAUUUUGCCAAUGUCACAUUUAUGUGAUGAUACAUCACAGUCUUAUCAGAACAUUUAAUUGGCCCAAAGCUAAGGUCGAAAGGAGUAAACGGUUUAUUAUGUUUGUUUUACUGGAGUGCCCCCCAUAUAUGUAGGUAUAGACUUUUUUAAAUUAUAUGACACACUAAUUUAUUGUCCCCGGACCCCAGUUUGGGAAUCACCGGUCUACAGGACAACUCACUGUGGUUUCGUCAGUGACUUGCGGCGUUGCGGUUGGUUUUCACGUUCCCUCGCUGGCUGGCCAGAGAGCACCUCAUGUGGUUUUGCGUUACAGUGUUCGUCAUUGGAAAAAAGGAACACCAACGGAUUGUUUGGACGUGCCAAUGUGGGACAGACAUGGAGAUCAUUGCCUGUUUCUUUGAUUUUGAUAUAUUUUUUACAUCCAAUAUUGAUUUGAGAUUGUGUUUGUGCAUUAUGUAUAUUAGGAUGUAUGAAAACUAGGCUAUGUGCCUCUGUGAUUGUUAGCCGGUUAGCGCCUCUAGUCGGCACCGAUAUGCACGUUUGGUAGCAUUAUUUAUACGAACAAAAGGAGGAGGGGAUUUGACACUGUUGUUGAUUUUGUCCAAGCUCAGAUCAAAGCAGUUCUCGAGGGGUCACCUCUUGUGUCUUUACAAUGAAAGUGCUUCCCGCAUCGAUGACGACGGCAUUCAUCUCAGCACAAAGGGAAAUAUGCAAACGUCGCCACACAUCAGCCAACACGACCCAAAGCAUUUGAGGUUUCGGGUUGGGUUAGGGUUCAAGGGAUAGCGUUACAAAUUCGAUGCAGGGUUUGGGGUUAGGACAGGGAUUACGGUUAGGGGUCGAGUCGAAACGUACACAAACAUCAUCCGGUGCAGUAUUCUUCUCCGCAUCCAUCUCAUUUACAUACGAUUGUGUUUUCUAAAGCCUCGAAAAACAAAGAGCUGUACUGGACUCGUAUUUAAAGCAAAAUAAAUCCCCCACUGAUCCCUUUUGACACAAACUGGAGUCUGUUUUUUUCCUCUUUGAAGAGUCGAACAGCGAUCGCAUGUUCUCGGAAUGAGAGUUUUGGGGGCAAAAUGUUUCUCAUGAGCUCAUUGUGAGUGGACGUGUACCACUUAAAAUGCUACACAUAUGACGGUAAGUAAUACAUAUCAGACAGUGUAGGUGUAUCCAUUCAAGUGUCCAGGAAGCAUAGAAAAACAUUUUCAUUACCUCUUCGAAACAAAAACAAAAGUUUCAAAGCCUUGAGGGAGGUCUGGACCACCACUCAUCUUUUAAUAUGACACUUAAAUGAUCUUUUAUUCAAGCGCUUCACAGGAGAUGUCCCCUACUGUCGUUUUCCCAAAACACGAAAACAGACCACCGGAUUGCAAAGGUAUCGAUGACACCGUGCCUGUUAAAAUCGGGUUGUGAAAGUGUCCAAAAAAAUACAAUUCAAUAAAAUAAAAAAGUUUUGUCCAACCAUUAUGUUAGCCUGUCGAGCAUUUCUGUGACAGGUUUUAAACAAAUAAAUACAAAUAAGGGAUAGUGCUUAACAUCAUUAGCACUAACGUGAAGAGUUGGUUGCACCAAACAAAUUGUAUUUGUAUUUUGUAACACAGACUGGUUCCAUUCAGUCUACUAUACAUUAGAUGAGCAGCUUUAGCACAAGUAUUCGUUCUUCCAUCCAUAAAAGCACUUAAGGAGGAGGUUAGGGUUCAGCCAUCUAAACUUUCUAAGCCUCAAAAAUAUGUCAGCCUUCCAUUUGUAACAGCACAUCAUAUUUCUUUUGUAGCAAAUCCUACUAAAUUGUCAGGACAAGCUCAGCAUCCAUUUGUCUGUCUGCACGCUCCAAGCCUUUAAGUGCAGGAACACGGAAAAGAAGCAAACUUCCAGGGCGGAUCAGCGUGAGUGACACACGCUGGAACGGAGUGACGCUUAUGACUAAACGCAUGAAUCUGCUUUCAUAAAUACGGAAAAAUCAGAGCCAGGAGGAUUCGUUUGUGGGUUUUUGUUCUUUUUUUUUCUUUUUGUAGCUGCGCUCUCAGCCUGGGAACGUUCACGUCGGACCGAUCCAGGUGCUUCUCGUUUUGGCUUUAAUCGGCUGGGCUUCACAAGUGUGCGCGCGCUUGCAGCGUGAGGAACAGCAAACGGGAAUUGGGCGCACAUGCAGAAAGACGAUGAAAAAGCAGGCUAGAGCGAAUAUAGCAAGUCGGGCCGCAACUAACAAUUAUUUUAAUAAUUGAUGAACGCAGGUUUUAAUUCAUCGACGAAUCAGAUUUGUGGAACCGUUUGAAUUGACGUCCCUUUAUUAAAAAACUGGACAUAAUUCCAAAUUGACGGUGCAGAAAAUGCAACGAUACAUUUGAAGAGCACAUGCAUCAAAUUUCAAGCUUGUAUCACAACUUGAAUGAUUCUUUCACUUUCUGCUCCGCGAUCACACCAAACAUAUUUUGAAAGUUUUUUUUCCCAGCAUUAACGUCGUCAAACUUCCACAGAAACAAUCCAAAUAAAUAUUGUUUCUUCGUCUCUGAAUUUCUUUGGUCAACAUAAUCACAACCGCGCUCGUCGAUAGUUGCCAUGGCAACCCUCGGAUAUCUCAUUUUCGCCCUCUCUCAUCUUCGUGGAGGCUCGUGUUGCGUUAGCACUAGCGCUAAUGUUAGCCAAAACAUUCAGUACUGACUUCACCACGUGAUGUAAUGGUUCACUUAUUUCUAUACAUGAAACUUCCAUGGUACAGUUAAUGAAGGAUUUAUGAGGGGCACCAUUUGACCCGGGAACAUAAUAUUUCCAUUAUCUCCGACGGGGGGUGGGGGGGGGAAUGUCCCUGCCAAUUAAAAGUGAACGUUAUUAGCCUCGCAAAGGCACUUUUGGUGACUAAUGAGUUUCCCUUGACGAGAACAUUUUCUCUGAUGUUUUCUCUCUGUUUUCCAGCAACAUGAUUUACAGUCCGACAUUCAUAAAAUGCUUCAAUCUCUCUCUCUCUCUCUCUCUCUCUUCCCGACAUGGAAAUUUAUUAGGCGGCCUUCUUCUGUCAGCCCGAAGCCGGAGAAAGUGCAGGAGUCUGAGCCUUUUCUUUUUUACGACUUGGAUCACAGCACAAGUAUUCCGUUCACGCAACAGUGAAACGUUAUCUUAUUUUAUCUUAUUACACCGAAAAUAGAGUUGAGUUUUUUGGGGAUUUUUUGGGAAUGCGAGUUAAAUUUUGAAGGACGAAAACAUUGCCGAGACUUCAGGAGUCCACUUGAGCAACUGGAGUGAAUGGGGAAGCUUUGACCACUUCAAAGCAAAACGGGAGACUUGAUGUCUUUUCGGGCAUUUAUUUUCCAGACUUUGUUUUUAGGGGUCAACUGAUGAUAGAUAGACAUGCCUACCAAGUUGAAAUGGCCCAAAAUAAACCUAAAAUGGUAGUUUCAAACCAAACUGGCAGACGACCCGUGUCUCUUCAGGCAUUUUUGUGGGUCUACUUGCGAUAGACAUGUCUGCCAAAUUUCAGGCUGCUCAGGGUAAAUGGCUUUGUUGGCGGAAUUUUCAAAACAUCCAACUGAUGAUCUUAAAAAUGAUGAUCUUAAAAAAGUGUCUUCAAACCAACAUCGCAAACUUCCUGUUUCUUUCCAGACGUGGCGACUUUUUUCGCGGCCUAGGCAUGAUUAAUUAACAUGCCGACAAAGGUUCAAGCUGCUAAGUGUAAACGGCUUUGGGGGCUGAAUUUUCAAGGUGAAAAUGCUCAAGCUAAACCUCAAAUGGAAACUGGCAGACUUCCCGUGUCUUUUCCAGCAUUGGGUUCUCAGACUUUGGACUUUUUUACCAAAUUUCAAGUUGCUAAGUAAAAUAGCUUCUUGUAGAAAUGGCUAAAAGAGAAGCCUAAGACGGUGUCGCCAAGCCAAAAUGGUGGACCUCCUGUUUCCUUUCAGAUGUGUUUUCUUGAGACUUUCUCUGUGGUCCACGCAUGAUAAAUUUCAUGUUGCUAAGUGACACUGGCUUCGGGGGCUGAAUUUUCUGAAUGACUUCCAGUGUGUGCACCCUGCGGAGAACUUGCUUCAACAUCAAACUGGGCUGUGAACUUUGCUACACGUUUAUUCAUGACGAUUGGCAUCCAUAAGUUGGCCGCCCUUGUCGAAGGAGCAGAUGUUUCCUUAUGGACGCUGCAGGCUCUAAAACGACUGCUGUGGUUGAUAAGACACUCAGGCAGGCGUGCUCCAAUGGUUAAGAUCAUCGCCUGCCACCGUGGGGGACCUAGGUCCAAGACCCCGACCGGACCAUCCGCCAACAUCUCCCAGACUCACGGCUGCGGUGUCCUUGAGCAAGACACCAGUGUAUUCCACUAACAACACUGUGAUGGGUAAAAUGCAGAGAACAAAUUUCACGUGCAUGCGUUCAUGACAAUAAAGGUGAUUCUUCUUCU
Molecule: messenger RNA, 14986 nt
Organism: Phyllopteryx taeniolatus (common seadragon)
Lineage: Eukaryota; Metazoa; Chordata; Actinopteri; Syngnathiformes; Syngnathidae
Product: protocadherin-16-like
Exons: 29
Coding region: 540-10424 (3294 amino acids)
Biological process (GO): homophilic cell-cell adhesion
Cellular component (GO): plasma membrane; cell-cell junction
Molecular function (GO): calcium ion binding
Source: RefSeq, a predicted model, not a curated record